UGUCACUGUGACCCCUUUCGUCAAAGUACUGAGCUAGCUGACAGGCUAUCUUCACCGAAGGACUAAGGUUAUUCUGAUGAAGACAUUUAUCUUGAGAAUGUAGAAACUUUAUUGAGUCAAAUUUGUAUCGAAGAAAAAGUUCUGUGUACCUUGAUGACAUACAUCACACAGGUCUCGGCCUGUGUAUACCAGUAUGAAUGACGUAGUACACACCCUUUCUCCGACGUAUACUGGUACAUUCGGUAAAGCUUGGGAUUGACUUUCACCUUUUAUUGUGAAUUGGAUCAAAUUUUGCACAGCAUCUUCUAUCAAAGGAACAAGAACAAUUGACCUCAACUUCAUUGAAGUGCAAAGGCAGGAUCCGAGACCAUGCCGCCACGACCGAAUGCCUUCCUUCAAUUAUUGUUGCUGGUCUUCUUUGGGCUGUACUGGUUCCUGCUCUGUCUGGCAACAUGCUACAACAUUGUCAGACACAACCAAGAAACAGGUGUGGAUCCUGUAUCUGACAACCCCACAAGGGAUUUCUUUUCACAAGAAAAUGGACAUUUGAUAGAUACUAUCACCCACCAUUUGACACAAAGAUUACGAAGAAACAGGCUGUUACUGGAACUGUGGAGAUUCUUUCUACAGUAUACAUUAUCCCCUGAAAUUGCUUUACAAUUCAUACCAAAUCAGUCUGAGUUUGUCCGAGAAGUCACUGUCUGGAUGUGGAGUCCUCCCGCUGGAGACAGACUUUCAUCCGGUGAGGCAUCCGGGAGGCUUCACAGCAGCUCAGAAAGCAUGUCACCAUGCGGCGCCAGUGUUGAGAAUGAACGUGGUAGAAUGCCAAAUGAACCCGGACAACAGCCUGAAGACAAGAAUCUUCACAGCAGCUCAGAAAGCAUGUCACCAUGCGGCGCCAGUGUUGAGAAUGAACGUGGUAGGAUGCCAAAUGAACCUGGACAACAGCCUGAAGACAAGAAUCUUCACAGCAGCUCAGAAAGCAUGUCACCAUGCGGCGCCAGUGUUGAGAAUGAACGUGGUAGAAUGCCAAAUGAACCCGGACAACAGCCUGAAGACAAGAAUCUUCACAGCAGCUCAGAGAGCAUGUCACUAUGCGGCGCCAGUGUUAGGAAUGAACGUGGUAGAAUGCCAAAUGAACCUGGACAACAGCCUGAAGACAAGAAUCUUCACAGCAGCUCAGAGAGCAUGUCACCAUGCGGCGCCAGUGUUGAGAAUGAACGUGGCAGAAUGCCAAAUGAAACAGAAGCAGGAGCAUCACCAUUCUGUCAUGAUAAUAUUCCCAAACUUCCUAAAUUUUCAGGAAUAGAUCUUGCAGGUUCCCAGAAUAACAUCCACAGGCAUGUAACACAACCUAGUACCGGACAUCACAUAUAUGAUGGUGGUGCGGGAAAUCAGCAGCCUCUCGCAACUCAAGAAGAAUCGGUGUACCCUACAGAUACGAUGGAAAAAGAAAACGGACAAAGACAAGAGAGUCCUCCAACUAUUAUCCUUCAUAGGCGUGAGGAUGAUGAGAUAUCCAUUGCAUUUCAACUAGGCAACAACACUCUGAACACUCUGACUUCAGAAGCAGGACAAACGUGUAUACAGAGAUCUCGCUCUUGUCCAACCAGACUAUCACACUGUACUGAACAGUCACUCAGUAUAAGUAAAAGAAGCAAGAGUGAACAUAGUGUGGAGAAAGCAAAUGGAAAGAGACUGUCUUCAAUUGAGAGAUCAAAUUACUUGACAGCUGGAGAUGGAUCAAACAGUCCAUGUACUUUGAGGGACAGACAGGGACAGAAACACGAGCAAACUGUCAUGACAGGUCUCCGUCCAUAUGACAGAGGUCAGCCACACAAGACUGGGCCAGAGGGCUUCAUCACAAGUCCAGCUGACAGACAAGGACAGAACCAUGAGCAAACUGUCAUGACAGGUCUCCGUCCAUAUGACAGAGGUCAGCCACACAAGACUGGGCCAGAGGGCUUCAUCACAAGUCCAGCUGACAGACAAGGACAGAACCAUGAGCAAACUGUCAUGACAGGUCUCCGUCCAUAUGACAGAGGUCAGCCACACAAGACUGGGCCAGAGGGCUUCAUCACAAGUCCAGCUGACAGACAAGGACAGAACCAUGAGCAAACUGUCAUGACAGGUCUCCGUCCAUAUGACAGAGGUCAGCCACACAAGACUGGGCCAGAGGGCUUCAUCACAAGUCCAGCUGACAGACAAGGACAGAACCAUGAGAAAACUGUCACGACAGGUCUCCGUCCAUAUGACAGAGGUCAGCCACAGAAGACUGGGCCAGAGGGCUCAUUGAAACAUAAACCAGCAAGCAGUCACGUCAUGAACACACGCUUGACAGAAGAAAUGUCAGACUGCUGGAAGAAGGAAACUGCCAAGUCCUGUGCAGCAGUAUUCAGACCAGAGCAGCAGGGUAUGACUUUGGAACAGAAUCACAGUCUGGUCACUGAUGAUGCCGAAACCCAACAGCAUAAUCAAAAUGCAACUACCACUGGUCAUUUCGGGAACCAGAAACCCCGGGCAUACAACAGAAAACAUUCAAAAGACCGAACAGAUUCCCAGGAAGAAGAUACGGCUCCUGCUGAAGAUCAGGAUACACGGCCAACCAAGAACUAACCAGGGACAUUCAGGAUGGGGAACCGAGACAACUCCUUACAUCGGAUGUGAAGACAAUAAAUGUAAAAUUGUAAAAGUAAAGUUGGAUUUGGAAAGUUUCAUAUCACCAGUGAAUGAACAAUUUGCACUCUGGUAUUUUAUGCAUGCAAAUAAUUUGUGAAGACAAAGACAAAAAUCGUAAUUUGGGUGAGGACAAGCAUCAUAAUUGUAAUUAUUACGCCAGAAUUGUGAUGGUUUGCAUCUCUGUCUGGUUAAUAUUUAAAAUACGUAAUCGCUGCAAUAAGUGCCCUGGGUUCAUACAAAAUUGACAAAUGGAGGAAACUAGUUACAAGGCAAUUAUACAGCCCUUCUACGUUGUUGUUUUCAUAAGAUAUGUAUAUAUGUAUGCAAUAUACACAAGGAAAUACUUACUAUCAUGUAAAUUCAGUAGAGGCGUUCAUGAAGAUGACUUAAUACAAUUUCGGCUUGAACAGGUUGCAUAAUACAGAGAAUAUGGUAUGUCAUUUGUUUCGGCUAAUUGAAUUGGUGGAGCUUGUGUUGCUAAACGAUGUCCCUGAUUUUUGUGUCGUUGUAUAGUUGUUGAUUUUUGUGUUAAAGAUUAAAUAAGUCACUGGA
This is a messenger RNA of Haliotis rufescens (red abalone), 3231 nucleotides long. RefSeq lists its product as uncharacterized. The record is from RefSeq and is a predicted model, not a curated record. The transcript is spliced from 6 exons. Bases 370 to 2616 code for a protein of 748 amino acids. Lineage: Eukaryota; Metazoa; Mollusca; Gastropoda; Lepetellida; Haliotidae.